Leishmania braziliensis MHOM/BR/75/M2904 is the source of this 507-nucleotide messenger RNA. RefSeq lists its product as hypothetical. NCBI's taxonomy places the organism in Eukaryota, Euglenozoa, Kinetoplastea, Trypanosomatida, Trypanosomatidae. The transcript has a single exon. The record is from RefSeq and is a predicted model, not a curated record. The coding region runs from base 1 to 507 and encodes 168 amino acids.
AUGAGCGAGCAUUCCUCUGACGACGAAGACGUUGUGGUAUUGCAGGUGUGUGCAAAUCGGCACUGCCAGGGCAUUGACGACCUCGAGUUCGACGAGGAGACGAACCAGAGCUACUGCGGCCGGUGUCGUGCGCUUCACGCCCGCACCGAGACGGAAGGCUUUCGCAUUCUGCUGUCGAACGACGACCUCGACCUCGUGAAGCUUAUUUUUGGCAAGUUUGAUCAGAAGAGUCGCGGAUUCUGGACGUACAAGGAAUGGAAUGCGUUUCAGGAAGUGACAGACCGCGGUUCUGACGACCCGAUUGAGUCGCCGUCCGCCUUAAAGGAGUUUUUCAAGGAGGAGUACGAUAUCGACAUCAGCCCCCACGGCAACGAUGGCGCGGUAGUCCUUCUGGUUGAUCUGGAAAACAUGUACGGGGGUUAUCUAUACAACAACGUUGACGCACUUGUGGAGGAUAGCGAGACCAUGGAGGAUCAGGGGCUGCUGCACACAGGUGUACUGGAGUAG